GUGCAGUGAAGUCACUGUUUGUGUCUCGGGGUCUAUAUAUUGGACGUGAUUUGUGGUGAACUGCGGCACAGAUUGUGUGUGAAGUGGUGUGACGUGUAAUCUGUGCAACGACUGUAUGAUUGAGUGUUUAGUCAAUUGAUUGCAUUUUACUAAAUCUGCUCUCAUUUGGCUCAACGACCACAACACACACUACACUUCACUACAGACUACACACCACUACACGUGGCAUAUAUAGACGUCGGUUGCUAUCCAGUGGUCAGUCGUGUCCUAUCAGUCGUCAGCGAUGGUGAGAUCCCAGCGGAUGAGAGUGGCCAACGAGAAGGCCUCCAAGAAUGUGGCCAACAGAGGAAAUGUGCCCAAAACCACGAAGACAUCAGACGAGAAGUACCCGGUUGGUCCCUGGAUGUUAGCCCUGUUCGUGUUCGUGGUGUGCGGGUCGGCUAUAUUUCAGAUCAUCCAGUCCAUCAGAUUUGGCUAAAAUUGGUUCAUAUUUUCUAUUAUUAUUACCAAUCGAUUCAAAACAACCAAUUUUAACACUCAAUUAGUUUUUAUUAAUUAAACUUUCAAUUGUUUUUAAUAUAACUGCUGUUUAUUUAUACUGUAAUUGAAUGCAAAAAACCUGACAUUCCUUUCAAUUUUUCUUUAAAAAGCAAAUUAAAUGUAAAAUAUUUUUAUUGUA
Messenger RNA from Oppiella nova, 679 nucleotides. Lineage: Eukaryota; Metazoa; Arthropoda; Arachnida; Sarcoptiformes; Oppiidae. The record is from the annotation of a GenBank genome assembly.